AAUUCAAAAUCAAAAAUUCAAAAUAGAGGGAAAAAAAUACACACUCACUUUACCAAUUUUUCCAAAUUCACUGCCGUUGCAAAUUUAAAAGACGCUCCCCCCAUUUCAAAAAACACACACACACAUUUCGAUUUAUUCAUUCAUUCUUCUCCAAAAAAAAUCUGAAAAUGGAAGACAAAUACGAAAAGCUCGAGAAAGUCGGUGAAGGAACCUACGGCAAAGUCUACAAAGCCAAAGACAAACAAACCGGCCAACUCGUCGCCUUAAAGAAAACCCGACUCGAAAUGGACGAAGAAGGAAUCCCUCCAACCGCUUUACGCGAGAUCUCGCUUCUUCAAAUGCUAUCGAAUUCAAUCUACAUCGUCCGAUUAAUCUGUGUUCAGCAUAUUCAUCACAAAGGCAAACCCUUACUUUACUUGGUUUUCGAGUACCUUGAUACAGAUCUCAAAAAGUUUAUCGAUGUUCAUCGAAAAGGACCGAAUCCGUCUCCGUUACCGAGUUCGCAGAUCCAGAGUUUCUUGUUUCAGUUGUGUAAAGGUGUUGCUCAUUGUCAUGGCCAUGGUGUGCUUCAUAGGGAUUUGAAGCCGCAGAAUUUGCUAGUGGAUAAAGAAAAGGGGAUUUUGAAGAUUGCUGAUCUUGGUCUUGGAAGGGCUUUUACUGUUCCUCUUAAGAGUUAUACUCAUGAGAUUGUUACGCUUUGGUACAGGGCGCCUGAGGUUCUGUUGGGUUCGAAAAAUUACUCCCUUGGUGUUGAUAUGUGGUCUGUUGGAUGCAUUUUUGCGGAGAUGGCUAGGCGACAGGCUUUAUUUCCGGGUGACUCUGAGUUCCAACAACUACUUCAUAUUUUCAGGCUCCUUGGGACUCCAACAGAAGAGCAGUGGCCAGGGGUGACCGAUCUUAAGGACUGGCAUGUCUACCCGAGGUGGGAACCUCAGAAUCUGGCGCGUGCUGUUCCGUCCUUGGGACCUGAUGGUGUUGAUCUUCUACAGAAAAUGCUGAAGUAUGACCCGGCUGAGAGGAUCUCAGCCAAGGCUGCUAUGGAUCAUCCAUAUUUUGAUAGCCUGGACAAAUCCCAGUUCUGAAGCAUUUUCACCUGUGACUGGAUUGAAAGAUGGCAUCAUCAUCUUGGUGAUUUUAAUGUGAUGUACUGUUUACAGUUUGUGUGUUUUGUCCAAUAAUGGUUUUAGUAUUUCAUUUAAGUUUGUGUUGCAUUUUUUUUUUAUCUAACUAAAAUGGCAUGGACCUACAAUUCCCCAUUGUGAUUACAAUUCUUUGUUAUGGAACAGUUUCUUUGCUGUUA
Messenger RNA from Erigeron canadensis, 1300 nucleotides. Its product is annotated as cyclin-dependent kinase B1-1. The coding region runs from base 168 to 1082 and encodes 304 amino acids. The transcript is spliced from 6 exons. NCBI's taxonomy places the organism in Eukaryota, Viridiplantae, Streptophyta, Magnoliopsida, Asterales, Asteraceae. Gene Ontology annotation, molecular function: cyclin binding; cyclin-dependent protein serine/threonine kinase activity; ATP binding. Gene Ontology annotation, biological process: protein phosphorylation; signal transduction; G1/S transition of mitotic cell cycle. The record is from RefSeq and is a predicted model, not a curated record. Gene Ontology annotation, cellular component: cytoplasm; nucleus; cyclin-dependent protein kinase holoenzyme complex.